Messenger RNA from Linum trigynum, 5297 nucleotides. The record is from the annotation of a GenBank genome assembly. NCBI's taxonomy places the organism in Eukaryota, Viridiplantae, Streptophyta, Magnoliopsida, Malpighiales, Linaceae.
GUCAUCUCUUACAUAAAACUUAUGUAAAUUCCUUAAUUUUAAGAGUUAUAUUGUAGUAUAGUAAUAAUUUCAUUUAUUGUGGUUAUUAUGAACUUAGUUAUAUUUUUUUAAGUGAGUUUAUGCAAGGGGUAUAAAAGACAUCUUACAAUUAUAUAGUGGAGAUCAAGUGUGUUGCAAUGGUGGAGGGUUUUGGACACGUUUUUUAUUUAUACUUUUCAAUUGAAUAGUGAAUCUAAAUCUAGCUCCAUGAAGAAAAAUGUUGAAUAUGACUUCAUAGCUAUGGAGUGCGAAGGACUGAGGUUUUUGGAAUUGCAUGAUGCUAAAAAAUUAUUUCAAAAUAGUGGUAAAACAAAAUGAUCUCUUUCUUCUCAUCUCCCACAAAUUGAGGUCAUGGAGUUAAAAUCACAUGAAUUUGAUGAGUAAAAAUUAGAAAUAUUAUAAGUAAAUUCACAGUUUGAAAGAUAAUCAAUGAUGAAAAAGAACAAAUCUAUAACAAUGAAAAUAACUUGGGUGAGGUAAAUUUAUUUCCCGUAAUGAUGUUUCAUAUUUGUACAAGUUUUGCUUUCAAAUUUGCUUAUCGCUGAAAUGAGGGGAAAGAUAAAGUCCUUUUUGAUGGUGGGAGUAGUGGAGUAGGUGGUACAAAUAACAAUGUUGUUGAGAAGAAGGAAGAGACAUUAGAUGCAAAGCAGUCAAAAUCGGGAUUUAGAUCCUAAAAUCGUAUGAUUUUAAGAUUUUACUUAGAGAUUCCGAUCCAGAUUUUACUAUAAAAUCGGUGCACCUUAAAAUCGUUUAAAAUCGGGAUUAAAAUAGUAAAAUCGUACCAAAAUCGGGAUUUAAAUCGUAUGAGAACAAAAUGGGAGGUUUGAGAAAAUUAAAAAAAUGAACUGUUUUGGUGGAAAGGGCAAUGAGGGCAUCUUCUCAGAUAUUUUUUUCUAUUAAAAAAUAUUUGAAAAGAAAAAAAAAAUUCAAAUUAGGGCUCGGUCAAUCCUUUUCCCUUCGUCCGGUUGAACUCAUCGGUAAAAAUAAUUGCCCUAAUAUUGUACGUAUGUAAGAAUUAACAUAAUUAUUAACAAUUAAUGAUUAUAUUUUAAUCAACUACUAGCAUUAAUUAUUCUAUUGGAGUUCUUUUAUUCUUAGUUUUAAAUUACGAUGUUGAAAUUAACCGGGCUGAAGUACUACUUUGAGUUAAACUACCUAGACACAAUAUGAAAAACAAGAGCUAAGCCCCAUGAGCUCUAUCCUUUCCUCGUGAAUUAUUUUGAGUUAUGCAUUAAAUAACAAUUAAAAUGAUGAUUUUGGAACAUAAACUUGAGAAUAUCAUUUUAAAUGUUAUGUGAUUUUCUGUUAUUAAAUGAUUUACCUUAUUAGUAUUGUUAUAUGUAGUUUCCAUAUGGAACUUAAAAUUCUACGAUUUUACGAUUCGAUUUUAGGAUUCCGAUUUUACCUCAGUUUUCGAUUUUAGGUAAAAUCCCGAUUUGACUGCUUUGAUUAGAUGGACAUACUAGAGACGAUAAUUAAGAUAGUUAUGUUGUUAAUGGUUAGACAAUAACGUUGUUGAUACUAAGCCACCAACAAAGAAGUCAAAAGAAAAUUUGUUCUAAUGUGCGACUAUGCAUAGUGAAAUGAAGUGUGGUUUGGUAUUAGGGACUUUAGAAGUUUGUUCCGUACUUGAUCUUAGUUUCGAAUUUCAAUUGGGAUUUUCAUAGAUGCCUCGAUUUGGUUGUAGGAAAACCCUAUGAUGUAUGUCCACAUUUUUAUUUAUCAAGUAAUUGAAUAAUCAAGAUUAUUUUAUGUAUUAAAAAAGAAAAUAUUUUACUUUGUAUAAUUUAUAUUUUUAUUUAUAUAAUUGAUCUAAACAUGUAAAGAAUGUAACUUAGAGAGAAAAAUGAUAUCAAAGAGAAAAAGAAAAACUUUAAUAAUUAUCAUUAUCACAUUCCAUAGGGCCAGCGGGCCUACGGAAAUUAAAGGGAGUCUAAAAUAAACUUCAUUACAAUUGGUAAUGACAACUAGUAAAAUAAACUGUGCCUAGAUAAUUUUGUAGGAGUUGGCUCCUUUGCAUGUAAAUUGGAUGGGUGUAUAUUUUGCUUUUUGUAAGAAAUGUCAUUGAUGAAUCAUUUAGAAAUUUCAUUGUAUAUUUUGCUUUUUGUAAAUUGGAUGGUGUCCCCCUUGUCCCCCAAAGGGCAGUCUCUCAACUUUUGAACUACCCUACAAUGACAACAUAUUAUGGUGCAUUGCAUAUGUUACCCGCACCUUGAUUUCACAAGAGAACAGAUAUAUGUAUACUAUUAUUAUAAAGAUUGGAUUUUUGCUGGAUUGAGUGCAAGAAUGGAUUUGGGAUGAACUGUUGACCUGCAAUAAAUAAGCAAACCUCAAAUGUAUUUCUCACAUCUCAAGGAAAUUCCCUUUCUUACGUUCCCAACAUGUUCCCCAUGAAUCAUGAUGAAGAGAAAGAGACCACAUAGACCAUUUUGUUUGCUGAAUCUCAAUCACCCAUUUUGGGAAAUUAAGGACAAGUGUCCCUCUUGUCACCCUAUUAUCUAUAUGACCCUUAUGAAGUUAUGAUAUAUGCCCUUUUUCUAUCCCUUUCCCUAGCACCCAAGAGUUUGUAUUGGGACACUCAAUUAUCAGAAUGCCUAGUGCUAUUGGAUACUCUAGAGUUAAGAAUAUUUCUGCCCGAUGAAUGUAAUAUCUUUCUCAAUCAUACUGGAUCAUUGUGAUGAACUGACUCAUGACUGUAUAUCAGCAGCGGAUCCAGAACAGAUUAGAGCACUGGACCGUAUUUAAAAAGCGAUGGAGAGAGCUAGGUCGUAACCCUAUAAACAUUAAAAUAUAUACAAAAAAUCGGAAAUUUACAAGUACUAUACAAGUUUUGGAUCCGGGGAGGGCUGGACCGUGGCCUGGGGGCGGCCCCCUAGAUCCGCCGCUGCUGGAUAUUAGGUCACUUGACAAAAUUCUCAUGCAAGAAUACUAAAUGUUUAAGUUAAUAUGACGUUUGUCGAAGUUUUAAAUUCAUGAGUUAGAACCAUUCGAAUUAUUGAGAUGAACUAAUGCAAGACAUGGUGUUAGAGUAUUUGGGCGAGAAAUCUCGUAUUCUAAAUUGCACAUUUCAUUAUUAAUAUUUAACCUAACCGCAACAUGAAAUGAAUUUCUGAAAGUUUCAAUUAAUUUUUCGUUUGAUUGUAUAUGAAUCGAAUAUAAUGUGAACUUGCAAAUCUCUUCGUUUGGAUGACUCAAUUGCAAAACGAGACAAUUUGGCCAAUUGUAUCAUUUUAAAAAACUCGUAAAACGAGUCAAUUCGAAUUAUCUCAUAUCAAAUAGUUUUAUCCAAAUUUUAUACUUUCAAAUUGAUCAUUCUAACGCGCAAUUAUCUCAAAACAAAACAAUUAUAUUAGAUUGGUCUAUUAAAAUUUCUCAUCCAAAACAUUAUUGGUUUGGGUCACCGAUUUGAUUUUGCAAAGGGUUCUACUACUAUUGGUUUUGGAGAGCUCCUCACAUGGGAAAUCACAGCAAUGCUCUCAGCAUCUGCCACGACGUCUUUAUAACAUGCAAGCCAUCUUUGUUGUCUCCAUCUCUGCAACCAAUUCCAUAAGGGUACCUGUCCCUCCAAAUUAUGGGCCACAUAUCUACUGCUCGAGUCCUAUAUAUUCCCCAAGUCACCAACUCAAAGACAACUAACCCACCACAACAUCAAAGAUCGAAUCCAGAUAGAUUCAGUAUAACAAAUAAGUCCCUUACUUGCAAGAGAUACAUCAAUUCAACUAUGCCUUUCUCCAAGGAAAACUGGUCUCCACAGGAUGCCAUGAAAGCUUACUUGCAUGCCCUUCAGUUGAGGAAGCAAUUUGCUUCAUCAAUCAUAGAACCCAAGUCAAUGGAGCUGGUGGCAGCAUUGGCAGCAUGCAGGAGAUCCAAUCUCAUGGUGGAGAUCACUUCCUCACCACCAAAUGGCAUCACCCCACUAACAAUGGCACUUGCUGUUGCAGCAAAGCAAACAGGAGGGAAAGUAGUUCUCUGCACCACUACUCUCAACAACAUUCCUUCUUCUUCAUCAUCAUCAGCAACUCAUGAAAGUCAGAUCAAGUCCCACUUGUUGUCAAUCAGUUUCAUAUCAGUUUCGAGGAUAUUGGCUUUUAAGGACGAUGAUCGGUUUCAUAUCAGUUUUGUGGCACACAAUUCGCUGUAAAAGGGACUGAGAAGCACAAUCCUCUGAAUGGGAGGGUCUAUCCUUAGGUUAACUGAGAAACGAUCUCCAUUGGGGUUUGAUAGAUGAAAUAUUUGGACCUGUGAAUAACCCAUUCUAUAUAGUGAGAUUCAAUUCUGAGAGAGGAGGCGCUUUGGUCUCCUUCGUUCCUGAGUUUGCUGACUUUGUCCUGAGUGACCAAAGCCGGUACAAGAAAAAGGAUAUGAUGGUCGGUUUGGAGGCAGGGGAGGUAGAUAGUCUCACCUGACUGACUAUGUUCAUUGCUGCAAGUAGCUGGAAGUUAUCAAUGACUCGAGUUUUGGGUGUAAACAAAUUCUGUAUGUAGCUUGAAGAAGUUUUUUAUUUUGUAGAUGGUUUCCCUCUCUCUUCAGCUCCUGUUUAUUGACGAGAAGGGCAUUCAUUCAAUCAUGAUGCUAAGCUGUCUGUCUGUUUGAAGCAGCUCUGCAGUCGAGUUUCGUGUUUCGUUUUGCAGGAACGGAUGGUAAUGCGCUCUGAUUAGCCAGCCAAGAUCGUCCAAAUUCAGGUUGCAACUGAACAUGAGAUGGUAAAAAGAGGUGCGUGCCACUAUGUGACACAUUUUCUACGAGGUACAUACAUUCGCUUGCACGAACUUGAACUGCAGUCAAGUGUUUGAGAGCUUUACUGCUGCACCGCACCUAGCUGCUAAGCGAGGAUUGCAUCUGCAUUUCGUGAAGUGUGGCAUGGAGCUUUGUUUUUAUUUCUUUACUUGCAGAAGGCGGGAACAAGAUGACAACAGCAAGGGAGGAUCUUACAAGAAGAUUAAACAACCUCUUCGUCCUGAACCUCUUCCUCUGUGUCCAGUUGCUUAUUUGCCUUCUGUAUUUUCAACAAUAAGGAAAUGUACACAACAUUAAUGAGAGAUUUAAGCUUCUUUGAUGGUGUGAAAUGAUUAGUAAUAUCUUCUUUGAUGGUGUUUCAAGUGUUAAAAAUAACGGUGAUUAAUGAUUAGUAAUAUCUUCUUUGAUGGUGUGAAAUGAUAUGUAAUCCUAUUGUAACACUCUUAACUUUGUAUGAGAGAUUUAAGCUUGAAUCUCUAAAAAGAUUACGCUCUUCAAAAUAAUAAUCCUGCAAUCAGGGU